AUGCCGAGUGCAUGUGUCUACCGUGCCAGCCUGCACGCCGUGAAGCACAGGCCGCAGCCCCUGCUCGCAUGGACGGCAAGGAGGUUCCGGACUGUAGCGCCCUUCACCGCGUUCCCCACACCCGCACGCCCCAGACUCCACGCCUCGGCCUCAUGCGAGGCGGUGUCACGAUGGAACACGUCCUCCCCCAGCAGCGCCCCCCCUUCGCACGGCUUCUCCAGUAACGGGGGGAGUGACCCGGACACCAAGGAGAGCGCAGCACCCUUUGCAGGGCCGCCUGUUUACGUCAAGGCCCCUGGGCGCAUCGUCGCCGUGGGCGACAUCCACGGCGACCUAAACAAGGCGGUGUCCAGCCUGCAGCUGGCGGGGGUGCUGGGCCGGGACGAGGAGGGCCGCGCGCUGUGGACAGGGGCUGACACGACGCUGGUCCAGUUGGGCGACGUCCUGGACCGCGGCGACUGCGAGAUCGGCGUCCUGCUGCUGCUCCGGGAGCUGGACCGGCAGGCCCGGCUGGAGCAGGGUGCGGUGUGGAUGCUCAAUGGUAACCACGAGAGCCUGAACGUUGCCGGCGACUUCAGGUACGUGACCCCCGGCGCCUUCUGGGAGUGCGCCGUGGCUGCCGGCAUCUCCGACGCGGAGCUGGAGCGCGACCCGCGCGCCGCGCUGCGCGCGCGCUGGGAGCUGUACCGCCCCGGCGGCCGCAUGGCGGUGGACCUGGCGGCCAACCCCACCGUGCUGGUGGUGAACGACAUUGUGUUUGCGCACGGCGGUCUGCUCCCCCACCACCUGGUCUACGGCCUGGAACGCAUCAACGCCGAGGUGGCGGCCUGGAUGAGUGGGGCGAAGGGCGGCGAGCCGGGAGCGGCCGCGCCGCUGCCGCCCUUCCUCGCCAUGGGCGACGGCUCCUCCAUCAUGUGGAACAGGACCUACGGCCGGGAGCAGUUUGGCCACGGCGACCGCCAGGCGAUGGAGGAGCAGCUGCUGAGCACGCUGCGCGCGCUGCGCGCACGCGCCAUGGUGGUCGGCCACACGCCCCAGACGCGCGGGCUGAACUGCGAGUGCGGCGGGCGCGUCUGGCGCGUGGACGUGGGCAUGUCCGCCGGCGUGCUGGAUGCCGACCCGGCGAUCCUGGAGCUCUCCGCGCCGGACGAGCGGGGCCUGGUAACGGCCACAGCCAAGAAGGCGCCGGGGAGGUGGUCGGCAGCCGCCAUGCGCGGGGCGGGGCUGGAUGACGGCGUGCAGUGUGGCACCCUGAAUGUAGCACGCUCUCUCUUCCACAACGAGACACUCUUUGACCACUUUGAAGAGGUGCGAAUGGCAGCCCCAUGGACACUCUGGGGAGAAGGACACAGCGUGAGGCGUGAAGAAUGA
Molecule: messenger RNA, 1371 nt
Organism: Auxenochlorella protothecoides
Lineage: Eukaryota; Viridiplantae; Chlorophyta; Trebouxiophyceae; Chlorellales; Chlorellaceae
Exons: 5
Coding region: 1-1371 (456 amino acids)
Molecular function (GO): hydrolase activity
Source: RefSeq, a predicted model, not a curated record